Molecule: messenger RNA, 2187 nt
Organism: Achroia grisella
Lineage: Eukaryota; Metazoa; Arthropoda; Insecta; Lepidoptera; Pyralidae
Product: myoneurin-like
Exons: 9
Coding region: 56-1870 (604 amino acids)
Biological process (GO): regulation of transcription by RNA polymerase II
Cellular component (GO): nucleus
Molecular function (GO): DNA-binding transcription factor activity, RNA polymerase II-specific; RNA polymerase II transcription regulatory region sequence-specific DNA binding
Source: RefSeq, a predicted model, not a curated record
CACAUCUAUCCAUUGCAUUAUUUUCAUUAAAAUUACAAAUAUUUUCUUCAUUCCAAUGUUCUGUAAUAAGCUGGAAGACAUGAAAGUAUGCCAGGGUUGUUUGUGUACAAAUCGGAGAUUAGCACCGAUAGAUAAGUACUAUGAAAUAUUAAAAAAGAAUUUAGGUCCGGACUUAAAACAAAGUUACAGGAACGAAAAUAGGAACCUGCUCAUAUGUUGGGAAUGUCAGAUGGUAUUAAAAAAAUUUGACGAUUUAUUGCUGAAAGUAAAAAAAGCGCAAUAUUUUUUCAAAAAGAGAACAAAAAUAAACAAAGUAUUAAAAGAAGAUGAGUGUAUAAGUUUGUCAACUUUAAGAGCAACAACCAAACUUGAUUUUGAUUAUUCCUACAUGUAUGAAUUAGACGGGAUAAAAAUAGAAAAAACAGAAACAGUAUCAAAUAAAUUUGAAAGUGAUAUUGAAAUAAUUGUUGAAUGUAAAGCAGAAAUUGAUAAAUUAGAGAAUUACGACGACACUGGUAAUGCUCUGGAGGAUGGCCAACAUUCAAAUAUAGAAAAUGACAAUUUCAAUGAUUGGAUUGAUACUGAAUUAGUAAAUUAUGAUAAUGACAUUGCUAGUAAUAAAAACAUUGCUGAUGAUGUAAAUAGAGAAAAUACUACAAUUAAAGAGGAAAUUAGUGGUACAGACAAAACUGAAGACAAAGAAUUUAUUAAGGUAUUACAAAAUGAGGUAAAUAUAAAAAGGAAAAAAUCUCAUCUUAAAAUACCCGAACCACAGAGAUAUAAAACUGUACGUAUAUCAAAUUAUAAUAUUAAUGAGAGUAGAAUGAGAUUUUAUAAUAGAAUUCCUAUUACUUCUGAUGAAGUUCUGUCUUGGAUGAAUAAAGAAAAAAAUAGUAAAGAUUUCAGCAAAACGAAGUUCUAUUGUGAAACAUGUGUAGCUGGUUUUGACGUGGAAAAACAACUUUUACAGCACAAUGAAGAGUUUCAUUCAGAUAAAAUGCAUUAUGAAUGCGACAUGUGUGGUAUAAAACUGUCGACGAAUUCAGAAAUGGCGACACACUGCAGUGAACAUUACACGAAAUUAAAAUGCGUACUUUGUAACUACACCGCCUACAGAAUGUCGGAGUUUGAUGAUCACAUAAUAAGCGUUCACCGUACCGUUACCAAAUGCUUAAUUUGCAAAGCGAAAUUUCCGAGAAUGUUCGAGUACGUCAAACAUCACAAAUAUUUUCACAAGAAGUAUAUCUGCGAUUACUGCGGAAAGAAAUUCACCAAGAAAAGUUUUAUUGAGAGGCACAUGUAUAGUCGACACUCGGAUUAUAAAUGCAAAAUAUGUGGAAUACAAUUAAAAACAUAUGUAAACCAUAGAGCACAUAUGAGAAGGCAACAUGUGAAGAAUCCGACCGAGGAAACAUUCUGCGUUGAGUGUAACAUACAGUUCGACAAUAUAGAUAAAUAUAAGGACCAUUUCAAAGCAGUUGUUAGACAUCGGCCGCCGGUUAAGAAAAGCUUCCCUUGCCCAGAGUGCGGGAAGACCUACAACAAGAAGAUCACAAUGAAGUACCACUACAAUUAUGAACAUCUGAAGAAGACGCAGUUCUACUGCACCAAGUGUGAUCGGUAUUUCCUGAACGGGUUCGGUCUUCGACAGCAUACAGCUAAUAUACAUGAUAAGAUAACAAAACCGAAGAAUAAAAUCUGUUAUUUAUGUGGUCGGGGAUUUAAUACCAAUCGGAUAUUGAAUAAUCAUAUACGCACACACACAGGCGAGCGCCCAUUUCUGUGCACGCAGUGCCCAGCAGCAUUCGGACAGAAAACGGCACUGGUGGCACACACGCGGGCCAUACACAAGGAAGGACGCCGGAAUUGAUGCUGUUGUCUAUGGUCUAGCGAUUUAACACACCGUCCUAAUUCCGAUGGUCGCGGGUCAGAGUCCUCGUACAAUACAAACAAAAAUUGUAUGUACUCGUCUGGAUCUAACCUAUGUAUGUAAGAGGGUAAAUGGAAUUGUUAGUAAUGUGAAUUGAUGAUCUCAUUGGUAGUAGGUACCAUGUCAGGUUGACCUCCACGCGGUCCCCUCUGGAAACCAUCGUGAUAAAUUCCUAGUGAAUUAACCACGAUGGGCUAACUGACCUGACCUCAUGCUCAUCUUAUCAUCCUCCACUGUUGCCUCACCAGUGUAAACCA